AUCAUUCUCACUCUCGGAAUGGAAUCACAUGUACGGCUUCGAAGGAAUGGAUAUGAUCGAAAAUGAUGGAAUGAGCGUGAUCCCUUCGGAUAUCGCGGGCUGAUCCAGACCUCCCCGGAAACGAGUUAGAAUGGGUAAUGAGGCCUCGCGUCGAGCCGGAGCUCGAGCUAGCUCUUCCGACGAUCCUCCAUACGCGACGGCGACUCAACCAAUAGGCGAGUCGCCGCGUCGCAUCCUCAAGACCCAUUCGCUCUCGGCCGCACCGAAGCCGACGAGUGCAUUCCUCCAAAGAAACUCUCCCAAGUCAAGCUCCUUGCGACACUCAAUCGUCACUGUACACGAGGGAAAUGCUGAAGAGGACACCCUGCGCAACGAUGCUGCCAUGAUUGCCCUGCACAAUGUGCCACAAUUCUUCCCGAUUAUCCGGGAAACCGUGAGGAAUCCAGUCAUGAGAGAGAUCAACACCCCGACGAAACUCGAUGUUCUGGCGGCGCAUUCUCUGGUCACGAAGUACCAGACCGUCCUGAGAGAAAACGCAGAGGACAUAGCUCGAAAUCAGCAGCAGCUUUCGCAACGUGUUCAGGACAUGGACUACGCGAUCGGAACUCUCCACCAGAUCCUCCAGGAGAAAUCGCGAAAAUUGGCCAAACAAACAGAGCAGCUAAGCUCGAUCAGUCAAAUCAAAGCUUUAUUGAACUCCAGCAAGAUGUGCCUGCGGAAGUCGGAAGAGACCCUGAACCGCAUCAAUGGAUGCUUGCCUCCGGAGCACCGCAUGGAAAAAUUGAGCAUCCAUCUGGACUCCGUACCGAGUGGCGAAGGGUCAAGAAUUCUUCCCCGUGAUUGAAGGUCCACCCCUGAAAACACAUGUCGAUUAUACUGUGAUAGCGGAUUCUGCUCAUUCUAGCAGUGAAACCGAUUCCAUGUUGUGUCAUAUAUUUGCGAGUGACUGCUCUCCUCGACGAUGAGCCACGCGAUGCCUCUGAUACCGGUCUCGACGUGUUGAUAAGUGAAUAAAAGAAAUUAUGUGCGUAAC
Messenger RNA from Galendromus occidentalis (western predatory mite), 1033 nucleotides. It is a transcript of the gene BORCS5, whose product is annotated as BLOC-1 related complex subunit 5. The record is from RefSeq and is a predicted model, not a curated record. Gene Ontology annotation, cellular component: synaptic vesicle membrane; cytoplasmic side of lysosomal membrane; BORC complex. NCBI's taxonomy places the organism in Eukaryota, Metazoa, Arthropoda, Arachnida, Mesostigmata, Phytoseiidae. Gene Ontology annotation, biological process: positive regulation of anterograde synaptic vesicle transport; lysosome localization; organelle transport along microtubule. Bases 131 to 844 code for a protein of 237 amino acids. The transcript is spliced from 3 exons.